Molecule: messenger RNA, 2171 nt
Organism: Hemiscyllium ocellatum (epaulette shark)
Lineage: Eukaryota; Metazoa; Chordata; Chondrichthyes; Orectolobiformes; Hemiscylliidae
Gene: poc1b
Product: POC1 centriolar protein B
Exons: 12
Coding region: 157-1584 (475 amino acids)
Biological process (GO): cilium assembly
Cellular component (GO): centriole; ciliary basal body
Molecular function (GO): protein binding
Source: RefSeq, a predicted model, not a curated record
GUGGGCAUGCGCCUCGGAGGGGGGAGGGGGGUUGGAGGCGGCUGCACGUCCGAUGGUGGAGUAUUGCUGCAGCUUGAGGCCGCGCGCUGUGGGAUGGCGGAUGGAGGUCCGGAAGUCCUUUCUUAACGUUUCUCCGGUCCACCACCGUUGUGCGCCAUGGCCUCCGCUCUGGAGGAUCCAAACUUAGAACACAACUUUAAAGGUCAUAAAGAUGUGGUCACCAGUGUUGAUUUUAACCCAAACAACAAGCAGCUAGCAACUACCUCAAUUGAUAAGUGCCUUAUGAUAUGGAACUUGAAGCCACAAACCAGAGCCUACCGAUUUACAGGACACAAGGAUGCUGUGAUGUCUGUCCACUUUUCCCCGUCAGGUCAUCUGGUGGCAUCUGCUUCACGAGAUAAAACUGUUCGACUCUGGACUCCAAAUGUUAAAGGAACAUCAACGACAUUCACAGCCCACAGUGCCGUAGUUCGCGGUGUGAACUUCUCCUGUGAUGGAAAUUUCCUGGUUACGGCAUCUGACGACAAAUCAAUAAAGGUGUGGAACACGCAUCAACAACGGUUUCUGUUAUCAUUUAAAGGACACAAUAACUGGGUUCGUUCUGCCAGGUUCUCUCCAGAUGGAAGACUUGUAGUCUCCUGUAGUGAUGACAGAACUGUUAAAAUCUGGGACACAGUGAGCAGAGAAUGUAUCAAUACUUUCACUGAUUACAGAGGAUUUGCCAACUUUGUGGAUUUUAAUCCCAGUGGUACCUGUAUUGCCUCAGCAGGAACUGACAAUACUGUGAAGCUUUGGGAUAUUCGUAUAAACAAACUGCUACAACAUUACCAAGUCCACAGUGCUUCAGUGAACUGCUUGUCUUUUCAUCCUUCUGGUAACUAUCUUAUCACUGCAUCGAGUGAUUGUACUCUCAAGAUAAUGGAUUUGUUGGAAGGAAGAUUGCUUUACACCCUUCAUGGACACCAGGGCCCUGUACUUGCUGUAACGUUUUCUAGGCAUGGAGAGUAUUUUGCUUCUGGUGGAAGUGAUUCACAGGUAUUGGUAUGGAAGACAAAUUUUGACAGUAUUCCUUAUAACAAGGUUCUGAAAAGCCUUAGUGUAAGAACAAAUCCUGAUCCUGCUCCUCAUAUCACUGAUAUUCACCCAAGAAUUCCUCAUCUGCAUACUUCAGGACCUCAGCUGAUUCAGAUAAAUCCCAGGGGACACAUAGUUGACAUGCAAUCGUCUGAUCCCCCAGUAGUGGACAUUGGAAUCGACUUUCUCUCUAAACACAAGUCAAAAGCAACAGAGUCGCACAGUCCCUCACUGGUAACAAACCAGGUGAACAGUUGUCUGGAUCCUUCUCAUCGGGUAAGCUCCCAUGCAAUGGACCCAGCCAGUGGUGACCCUGGUGUAACUAGCACUCUGGAGGACCACACAGGCAUCCCACCAACACUUGCCAGCACAUUAGGGCACAUUGUAGAGCAACUGGAUGUUUUAACCCAGACAGUGUCGAUCUUAGAACAGCGCUUGACGAUGACCGAAGACAAACUUCAGGAGUGUCUAGACAAUCAACAGACUGUGCAGCAAGUAACGUCAUCUUAGUUAAUGAAAAAAGACUGAUUUUUAGUUUUUGGAGUUUGGAUUUUCUACAUUUAUUCUUUGGUCAUUGAUUGGACAUUGUGUUAAAUGGAAAGAAUCAACAAUUAGUUCUUCAAGUAAAAAGAUACAACAUAUUGCACUCCGAUGUAAUUGGAUUCUGGCACUGAAAUGGUAAAAUUGCUGCUACCAAACUUCCCCACAUCUACUUUGUGUGUAUGAGACAUGUCUAUUCCAUUUUCUUUUGCGUAUACUCUUUUACAAUUGAUUAUUUCACAAACCAUUCAAGUGGAAUAAAUUGGACAUCUGAGCAUUCUUCUAUCAUGAACAUUCUCCUUUCUUAAUGUGGACUAAUUCCUUCAUAUAUCAUAUGAUGUGUACAAUUCUGUCUGCACUCUGAGGCACAUAAUCAGGGUGGUGGCUAAAGUUAUACUGAAUGUGGAUUAUCUUUCAUGUGACUCUGUAACUACUUAAAACUGUCGCUUUGAAUUUGCAUUGAUUCCAAAUUCAGAUUGACUUGAGUUCACUACCAUAAGGUGGUACUUCCUCUAUGUAACACAUGCUUUUUAAUGUAACUUUUUAUAAUAAUAAAA